Impatiens glandulifera is the source of this 717-nucleotide messenger RNA. RefSeq names its product tetraspanin-18-like. The record is from RefSeq and is a predicted model, not a curated record. The coding region runs from base 69 to 674 and encodes 201 amino acids. Lineage: Eukaryota; Viridiplantae; Streptophyta; Magnoliopsida; Ericales; Balsaminaceae. The transcript has 5 exons.
UAUUUAGAGGAAUAGAAAUUAAACAUCAAGAAGAAUUGCGAUUAAUUUGAUCACGAUCAAUAAGAAAGAUGGGUUAUUGUAUCAACAAAUGGUACAUAUACAAUACUAUGAGAAGUGUAAAUGUAUUAGUAAACGUGUUUGGAGCUAUAAUGAUCAUCUAUUCUCUUUGGCUGCUCAAGAUUUGGUUCAAUUUUCUUCUUCAUAUCCCUUCGCCUUCAUCUCUUCCAAAGCCCUGGUUCAUCCUGGUUUGUCUAGGAGUUGGAAUAUCAGUGUGCUUGAUUACUCUCUCAGGCUACAUAGUUGCUCACUACUUGACCAAGUACAUUCUUGCCAUUUACAUUUUAUUGAUGGUUUGUCUUCUCUCAAUCCAAGCUGCCAUCAUUGUCACUAUAUAUUUCAAGAUUAAUUGGGAAAUGAAAAUAGUGGAGUACAUAGAUGAUCAACACAAGCAAUUCAAGAUAUUCAUUUUCUUUCAUUUAACAAUUUGUCGAUACAUGACUAUCUUCGUCUUAGCAGCUCAGAGCGCCAUUGUCGUGCUUGCGAUCAUUCUGUGGACUGUGGGAGCCGAUGGUAUGAUUUGUUACGAAGUGUCGAAUCCAAUAGAUAUUCAUCAAUCUUUCUUGGAUUACAAUUCAAGACCCAUUAUUGAUCUCACACAAUUGGAAGAGAAUUGAUAUAUAAUAUGAUUUGAUUAAUCCAUCAAUAUUAUUAAUUAUA